Monodelphis domestica (gray short-tailed opossum) is the source of this 2768-nucleotide messenger RNA. RefSeq lists its product as uncharacterized. The record is from RefSeq and is a predicted model, not a curated record. NCBI's taxonomy places the organism in Eukaryota, Metazoa, Chordata, Mammalia, Didelphimorphia, Didelphidae.
AUCUUUCCUACAGGGGAGAAACAUUGCCACCGAGGUUGGAGUCAAUGGGCUUUCUGACCUUAGAAACAUCUGAUACACUCUGUUUGCUGUUCUUUUGGGAUUACUUAUUGUUUAUUUUCAUAGGGGACUCAUUAACCCUUUAGCUGCCUUCUAUUGAAGAAAUUUAUAAUCUGGAAGACCAUUUGGAUUGGCUCAGUGUCCUGCUCUUCUUGAUACUGAGGGACGCCUCCAACAGACCAAUGGGGAGAAGGCAGAAGACGUUUUCAAACGUGUCGCCCACCAAAGCGCCGGGCCUCGCUGCCAGGGGCCUCCCCCGCCCGUCCAAGAUGGUGCUGCUGCCGUGCUACCCCCAGCACUCGGUGCCGUCCAUCAGCGAGGACGCCCUGUCCAGGGCCAAGACGAGCCCGGCGCAGGUCAGACUGCCGGGCAACCCUCGCUGCAGGAGCACCGCGACGCCCUCGGCGGGCCCCAGGGAGGCGGCGGCCGUGCUGCUGCCCCACCUGGAGGCCCCCCGCGCCAGGCCCUGGGGCAAGGCCGCGGUCAUCGCCUCGGCGUGCCCGGAGUACUGGGCCACCCCGCUGUUCGGCCUCACUCGCUGGCCCCAGGCACCCCUGGCUCCCGAGCGCCCCCUCCUCAAGAGCCCGUCCGGACCGGACCACCUUCCUAAGAUUCCCCAAGGUUGUCAGAUCCAAUGCGAGGCCCAGCCACUCCUCGGGGCCUGGCCCCAAUCUCCGUCCCUGCCCGACUCCUGGGCCAGGGGGAGCUCGGGGGCCUUGCCGUGCCUCGGCGGCCAGCCUUCGCUGGGCUCUCGGCCCUGGGACUGGGCCGUGACGCCCCGGCUCCGGUGCCUCCCCCAACGGCCCAAGAUGCCAGCCCUUCCGCUCCCCUCCCCCGGCAGCUACCCUGAGAUCACAAGCGGGGUGUCAUCACAAUCCCUCCAGCAGGUCAGGCCUCUCACGGUGCCACCCGCAGGUCCCCCCGUGCCCUUGACUCCCAUGGCCAUGACUGUGCUGACUCCAGUGGCCACGCACCCGGCCAGCCACGACCCCGACUGGAUCAGGGCCGCCUCGGCGCCCUUUCACUACCCGCGUCCGCCUCUGAGCGAGAGCCCGCUGGUGCCCCACUACAGCUGGCUCCGGGGGGCCCUCGUUCCCUCCAGGCUCCCCCAGCAGCAGCCCGCGGCUCUGCCAGGAGCCUACAGCCUGGCCGAGGUCCUCCUGGUCCCCGAGCAACAGGCGAGGCGCUUAGUGGGUCCGGAGCACCCCACUGAAGUCUUGCACUUCAGUUACUGGGUCGCCCCUCAACCAGGCCCUGACCAGGAGCUCGCUGCGACGCCACAGAGCUCAGAGCUCAGAGGGAAUGGCACGGCGGACCUUCGCCAACAGGAGAAAGCCCCACCAGACGCCGCCUGCCCGCGCGAGCCUGGACCGGGUCCAGAGAGCGAGGUCAAGGAGCAUCCCGAGGCCCCCGAAGGAGGUCCGAACCCCGCCAAGGAGACUCCGCUGGAACGCAAGCCUACGGACGUACCUCCAUCCCCUCCCAGCUCCUCAGCGGAGGCUGUGCCAGGAACUCCUGAGCAGGACGAGGCUCUCACAGGCGCUGCCCGGCCCGAUGAGGCGGACCAGACCGAGGACACCUCACAUUCCACUCGGAACUUAGAACCCCGGCCCAUUCCUUCAUCGAGCCCGGGCCAGACAAUCCAGGCUGACGACGAUCCCGACCACCAAGACCAGCCUUCUCUGGCUUCUCCCCAGUGGGAUGAGCAGACCGCGCCAGACGGCCACCAGGGCUCUACAGCUUCAGAUUCCGACCACCCCCCGGAGCUUCAUCUGGCUCCUCAGCCUCCAGAUAUGCUCAGACUCAGUCCUGACUGCCGCGCGGCUUAUCAAGGCGCCCCUCUGAUAGAUCGGGGAAGAGAGCCUGAGAAUUCAGGAAAGCCCGGCCAACAGUCCACUCCAUUUCCAGGAUUUAGCCGUUGGAGAUCCCCGUCAAACCUGAAAGACCAAGUCAAAGUGACCUCCCAUUUUCACAGCCCUGUUAAGACUUUUCCACCUGGCCUCCACCACAAGGUCCACAAAGUCCAGAGAGAGUCUUCAAAGUAUUUCACACAUGUCCAUGCAGCACACCCGACUGAGGGUGUUGGGACGAUCUCUAAGGAAUUUUUCAAUGAUAUCAUCAAUUCCAUUCCGCGGGAGAAAAUAAAAAGUGAUAUCCAAAAGCAGAUUCUCCUGAGGCGAAUGAGGGGAUAUCAUAAUACUCAGCCUGGCUCACAUUUAUCAUCUAGUUACACUAUCUGUUUAGCUUGUGCCUCUUGGAUUCCAUAUGGUUGUCCUCAUAUAAAUGGAACAAAAGAUCCUUAUAGAGCACAAUUAGUGGUCAUGCCAAGUCCUUUGCCUAAUAGUAAGGAUGAAAUGGGUAUUAAAUAUGUCCUCCAAGUUCCCCAGCCAAAGACAGGAAACAUUUGGGACCCUUCAUACUUUACAUCUCCAACUUCAUCUUCUUGUCCUCACACUAUGUCCCUUAAAUCACAAAUUGAUCAUCAUUUACCUAAAAGGAUGACCUGGCUCAAUUUUAUACUUGCUAAGGGUGAUCGGCCAUGUGGGAGAAAAACAUAUGAAAAUAAGCAACAGUUCAAAGAAAAAAUGUCCAUGAAUUUCAGUACCCCCACACAAGGAGCAAGAAGGAAUGAGGAUGUUGUAAGAUCUCUAUUAGACAGACUGAAAAAUAAGAGAACUGCAAAUUAAAGAACCCAUCCUCCUCUAAAAUAA